This is a messenger RNA of Melitaea cinxia (Glanville fritillary), 282 nucleotides long. It is a transcript of the gene NPF2, whose product is annotated as pro-neuropeptide Y-like. The transcript has 2 exons. Gene Ontology annotation, molecular function: hormone activity. Lineage: Eukaryota; Metazoa; Arthropoda; Insecta; Lepidoptera; Nymphalidae. The record is from RefSeq and is a predicted model, not a curated record. The coding region runs from base 1 to 282 and encodes 93 amino acids. Gene Ontology annotation, cellular component: extracellular region.
AUGCGUGUCGUGUUUUUCGCCAUUUUGCUCCUGUCUGCCAUCUUGUCGUGCUCAACACAGGCUCAGUAUCCGCGCCCGCGUCGCCCUGAACGAUUCGACACGGCAGAGCAAAUAUCAAACUAUUUAAAGGAACUCCAAGAGUAUUAUUCUGUUCAUGGGCGAGGCCGGUAUGGGAAACGAGAAAUGCGCAUAGCCGACGCGUCUGUGAUUUUUAGAGACAUGCCAUUCUUCGAUAACAAACUCAACGACGAAGCCCUGUUUAAACAUUUUGGAUACAAGUAA